AAACUCACUCCUUUUACUCCCUUACUCCACCAAAUGCUUCGGGGAUGCUUUUUAUCGCGGUGCAGCAGCACAAGGCAAUGGAUCCGCCAUAAUUCAUCCUAUCACGUCCAACGAUUCGCCGAAUUAGCCCGUCGCCCAGCUUCUCAACAUCAAAUAUAUCAAUCAUUAUCGACCGACCCUUACGUCAACCUAUCAAUUGAGCAUUUCCUGCUGGAAAAUGCACCAGACGAGUCGAGCGUCCUCUUCCUCUACAUCAACAAACCGUGUGUGGUAAUUGGCCGCAAUCAAAAUCCCUGGCUGGAAACGGGUCUCCAUGCGCUGUACAAUGACCGGAGAGCAAGCUCCCCCGAAAACGAUGCCGCAGUCUUUGUUCGAAGGCGAUCUGGUGGUGGCGCGGUAUUCCAUGACGAGGGAAACCUGAACUAUAGCGUCAUAUCCCCUCGUACGUCUUUCACGCGCGAUAAACAUGCGGAGAUGGUGGUUCGCGCGCUGCACCGCGUUGGGGCUGUCAACACGAGUGUCAAUGACCGGCAUGAUAUCGUUAUUACGCCCCCGGAGGGACUGGUACGGGACAAAGAUGAACCGCCGUUCCGGAAAAUUUCCGGUUCCGCAUUCAAACUGACUCGGCAUCGAGCUCUCCAUCACGGCACCUGCUUGCUGGAUUCGCCGAAUAUCCAUGAUCUAGGCAAAUUCUUGCGGUCCCCGGCGCGAGGGUACAUCAAGGCCAAGGGGGUGGAUAGUGUUCGAUCACCCGUGGGGAAUGUCUCGAGUGUGCUGGCGGACUCGUUCUUCUCCAUGCAGGCAGUAAUGGACAAUGUGGUGGAGGAAUUCGCCGGGUUGUAUAAUGUUCAUUCGGAUGCGGUUCGUCGAGCGCGCCGAGCCCUUGCAAUGGAACCGGAAAUCUUUGCCGGUGACAACUGGGUUUCAGGAACGGUGGGAGAUGUGCAUGGUGAUCAGGAGCCAGAUAUUGGCAAAGGCAUUGCAGAGCUGCGAUCGCUUGAAUGGAAAUACACCCAAACUCCACAGUUCACCUUUUCGACAUACCCUAUUGAAGAGGAUCCUCGUGAACGCGCACCAUUACCGUCGUCCCUACCUUCUUCUACCCGUGCCUUUCUUCGUUUAAAGCAUGGAGCAAUCAUUGAAAGCAAAAUUUCCGUCUCCUCGGAUGCAUCUGUUGCUUCCGAUCAAGCUAGUCGUGUGCAUGAACUUCUGAACGGACAAAAUUUGCAUGAGAUGUCUGUCGAACGAUGGGCACAGAUAUUACGACAAGGUCUUGGCUCGACUGAUGGAGUGGAUGUUGCGCAAGAACUGGCCAACUACCUUGGGGGUAUGUUAGGAGGACAAUGA
Penicillium odoratum is the source of this 1347-nucleotide messenger RNA. Its product is annotated as putative lipoate--protein ligase. The record is from RefSeq and is a predicted model, not a curated record. The annotation marks the transcript as partial. Gene Ontology annotation, cellular component: mitochondrion; cytoplasm. Lineage: Eukaryota; Fungi; Ascomycota; Eurotiomycetes; Eurotiales; Aspergillaceae. The transcript is spliced from 3 exons. Gene Ontology annotation, molecular function: lipoyltransferase activity. Gene Ontology annotation, biological process: protein lipoylation.